AAUCACAGGAGAGGUGGGCGGGUUUCCAUUGUUACUACAGAUACUCCGAGAAGUUUGCACCGACCUGCUGCAGCUGCACCUAUGAGUCUCCAUGUAAAUGAAUAGCCGCGGCCCGCGCGAGACAGACGAGCCGAUUAUGCCGAGAUAAGGAGCAUAUGACUCGCCCCUCCGUCCGAUAAUGGCACGCGAUGGUUCAUCCGCGGAGGAUUUCCCGGACAAAGUGAUGCCCAUAGCGGCUCCGUGCACGUGCAGCAAGAAGUGCAGGAGUCGGAGCAGCAGUGUUGUGUUCCUGGGAUUAUUCCUGCUGUCGCUGACCCUUCACGCUGUCACCCUCGUCUGCUAUUUGGACCUCCGGUCCCAGGUCAAAAGGGAAAUUAUUCACCAGAAGCGGGACUCAGUGAUGACACUGGCGGGGAGUGACCUGGCUGACCCGGCGGAGGUGCUCUCGCUCGGCCACCCAGUCCGACUGGACUCCGGCAGCAGCCGCGGAGGAGAGAGUCGUGAGGAGAAGUUACUGUACAGAAAAGCUGACUUCCACGGCACAGAGGAUAACAGGGGCAUAACUCAGCGAGCGAAAAGAAGCCCCGGCAAGGAGCCAGAAACAGAAUCAACUGGAAAGGAAAAAAGGAAAGAGAAGAAAAGAGCGAAAAAAAGGCCUGUGCCAGGACCGCCUGGCCCUCCUGGUCCCCCAGGCCCACAGGGGCCACCGGGUAUCCCUGGAAUCCCAGGUAUUCCAGGAAGCAAUGUUGUCGGGCCUGCAGGGCCCCCAGGACCUCCUGGGCCACAAGGACCGCCAGGCGCUCAAGGUCCAGCAGGGGUUCCUGACAAGGGCAAAACAAAGGAAUUCCAGCCAGCAGUGGUUCACUUGCAGGGGCAGGAAACGACGAUCCAAGUGAGAGAAGAUCUGUCUCAAGGCAUCCUUAAGAACUGGAAGAUGGUGUCCAUCCAUCACCGCGUGUUUAAAAUGCACUCUCGCACUGGGCAGCUAGAGGUGCUGUUGGACGGUGUCUACUUCAUAUAUAGUCAGGUAGAAGUGUACUACCUCAACUUCACUGACAUUGCCAGCUAUGAUGUGAUGGUGGACUCCAGCCCGUUCCUCCGCUGUACUUGCAGCAUUGAGACGGGCCAGCGCAAGUUCAACACCUGCUACACGGCUGGUGUGAGCCCGCUCCGCGCCGGCCAAAAGAUCUACAUACGCAUAGCUCAUGAGUACACACUCAUCAAUAUGACCAACCACACCACUUUCCUGGGAAGUGUCAGACUUGGAGAGGCUCCAUCUGCUGGACAGAACGGAUAACUGCACAGUCACCGGCGCCCACCCCCAACCCCCCGAUGCGUAACCAAAAAGCAGCAGUCACGUUAGCCCAGAGUCACACUGCCUGUUCAUCCUGCCUGACGUGGGAUUGACACAGUAAUUAAAAGCCUAUGUUUUGCCUCUGUUUAGAGGGCUGGUAAAAGUUAAGGACGCCCCUUUAGUGACUUUUGUUCACUUUCACAAGAUGUCUGUAUUCAAAUGAACCAAACAAGACAACUUCUGCUGCCCUUUACUUUAGUUCUGCGAAGAGAUCGAUGAACCAAAUGUUCUCAUCAGAGAGAAGUUUCUAUUUGUAGUCGCCAUUUUGUACCGGCAAAGACGGGAUCUCUCUUUAAAGUGAGGAAGGACACUGUGUUGAUGUAUACUAAGUGCUGUUGAAUGAUAAUCUUGUAUCUCCAAAAAAAAAACCCAAAAAACAAAUAGCUAAAAAAUAGCUAUUUGAAAUGUUUUGUUCUGGGGCUUUGUUGGCCUUUUUUAAUUCAUUUGAAUAUAUUAACAGUUUAAAGAAAAUGAAAGAUGAUGCAAAUGUUCAACACAAGUAUAAAAGUAUCUAUGCAAAGUAAAGAAAAUCCACUAAAACUGGAGUUAUAAGGUGUUCACAGAGCAACAGCACUAUAUAUUUUGCACGCAUUUGCACUACAACAUCCCUGCAGAAUAUCAGUGAUAUGUUUUGUUACAGCGCUAUUGUUUAGUUACCUUAUGAAUGAAUCCAUGUAGAGAAAUGAUAGUUGUUAAUACAUGUCUGUACAUACUGUAUAUAAAAUGGGAUAUACUUUUGUAAAUGGAGUUGAUUGAUGGAUUAAAAUGUUUCA
Molecule: messenger RNA, 2127 nt
Organism: Oreochromis aureus
Lineage: Eukaryota; Metazoa; Chordata; Actinopteri; Cichliformes; Cichlidae
Gene: eda
Product: ectodysplasin A
Exons: 8
Coding region: 179-1297 (372 amino acids)
Biological process (GO): immune response; animal organ development
Cellular component (GO): membrane
Molecular function (GO): tumor necrosis factor receptor binding; death receptor agonist activity; death receptor binding
Source: RefSeq, a predicted model, not a curated record